UCAAUUGUCCAGAUAAGAACGGCCAAGCUGCUACUUUGGUCGUCAAAAGCAUGCACUGUUUAAUGUACGAGUAUGAGACUGAUCUCGCAACUGAGGGCUUUUGUACUGGGACUCCCAAUUUCAACAUUUCUUCCUCAAAAGAAAGCCAGAUGUAAAACAUAGAGCUAGAGAACAAUGCAGGGAUUUCAAUAUUUAUUGCUUCACCUAUGCCUCAGUUUGGUUUGGCUCUGUGAGGGAAAAUCAAUAACUCAAGUCACUCAGCAAGAAGACAAGAAGUUUGCUCAGAGUCUGGAGGAUGACCUAGAGGAGCAAGACAACUUGGAAAGCUUUUUUGAACCUAUGAAAGAAGACUUUCUAAAGAUGCUGAACUUGUCAGGGGUUCCAAUGGAACGGAGGAAGGUUCAGCCUCCUCCAUUUAUGAUGGAGCUAUACAACAAAUAUGCUUCGGAUAUGUCCUCGGUUCCACGUUCUGAUGUCAUUCGUAGCUUUGUCAUACAGGAGGUGACCCAGUCAGUUAUCACUGAGAAUAAAUCUUCACACAGGCUACUAUUCAAUGUUUCAAUCCCUAACUAUGAAGAAGUCACUGUGGUCCAGCUUCGACUCUUCAUGCUGUGGCACAGAGAUCAAUCAGCCCGUGAUGACAGUUUUACUUCCAUUAACGUUUAUAAUGUAGUACACAUGAAAAACCAAGAAAUAUUGCACCUUCUGGACAGCAAGGACAUCAGCGACACAGAACACACAUGGGAGGCUUUUGAUGUAACAAGUGCCCUCCAGAGUUGGCUUCAGUCAAAGCAUGGAGCAGGUGAAUUGGAGGUUGAAGUGCAAAGUCAGGGCUGUGGGUCAUUCCAAGAGGGAGGCUACAAGAUCAGCCUGAAUUUGGAGGAAAACACCUCACCUGUUUUAAUCGUCUUUUCAAAUGACCUUGAGAACAGGAAGAGAAAAGCCAAAACUGAGGUACAAGAGAUGAUGACUCAUGAAGAAGAGAAGUUUUUAUUGAGCAUAGAUCCCUUAGAAGAUUAUAACAGUGAUGACAGCCUGAAUCAGCAUCGUAGAAGAAAGAGAAAUGCACGUAAGAACUACUGUCGGAGAACCUCACUUAAAGUGAAUUUCAAGGAUAUUGGAUGGGACAAGUGGAUUGUCGCGCCCCCUGAGUAUGACGCCUAUGAAUGUAAAGGUGUGUGCAAUUUUCCUCUUACAGAUGAUGUAACACCUUCCAAACAUGCCAUCAUUCAAACUCUAGUGAAUCUGAGCAACCCAAAAAAAGCCAACAAAGCAUGUUGUGUUCCUACAAAGCUGGACCCCUUAACUGUCAUGUACCAAGAGAACGGCAUUAUCACUGUAAGACACCUUUAUGAGGAGAUGAAAGUGGCAAAAUGCGGCUGUAGGUAGUGAGAAAAAGCUCACUGCAUAAUCAUGCUGUUCAUGUAUUAGUCUUCAUAACAUCAAACUAGUACAUUACCUGUAUGCUUGUAAAAAUGUUUCAAAAAUUAUAAUAAUUAUAUUAUAUUAUAAUAAUAAUUAUAAUAAUGUAUAUUAUAUUAUAAUAUAUAAUAAUAAUAAUUAUUAAUUUAUAAAUACUUCAUUAAUUAAUAGUGUUAUAUUUAUAUAUUUAACACUGGCCUCAAAUGCCAUUCCAUAGGUUUUUUAGUGUAUUUUUGUAAUGAAAUUAAAAAUACAAUUACAUUUCAGUAUGGCAUAUGGCAUAAACUCUUUGAAUACUUGUUUCUAAAACAAAGAAUGCUAUAAAUGAUUAGUGUAUAUUUAAAUUCAUAAAUUUAUAUUUAAAACAUGAAUACAAACUUUAAGAAACAUAAGAAUAUAAAAUACUGUUUAUAGAUUACCUUAUUUUACAUAAGAGUAUGAAAUGAUAUGGUCACUUUAUGUGGUAGGAAAAGUGUUGGUGUGUAUUUAUUUUAUUUUCGCCUGCUAAAAGAGUUUGUGUCUAGAAUGUGUGCUCCUUAUGAAAGUAUUUAGGCCUUACACUUAACACUUUUGCUCCCCGGAUUAUAUGUAGCUAGUGCCCUCUGCUGAAUACUUUGGGUUUUUCCACCCAAACUAAGAGGUGCUGUGUGUACUGUCCUGAACUAACGCUGCCUCUGAGAUGCAGGUAUUUGUCUCAUAUAUGAUUGUGAUGUGUUUUCAAAUAUGUAUUAAUAAUAA
Molecule: messenger RNA, 2160 nt
Organism: Pangasianodon hypophthalmus (striped catfish)
Lineage: Eukaryota; Metazoa; Chordata; Actinopteri; Siluriformes; Pangasiidae
Gene: gdf2
Product: growth differentiation factor 2
Exons: 2
Coding region: 175-1389 (404 amino acids)
Biological process (GO): SMAD protein signal transduction; BMP signaling pathway
Cellular component (GO): extracellular region
Molecular function (GO): growth factor activity; cytokine activity
Source: RefSeq, a predicted model, not a curated record